Messenger RNA from Linum trigynum, 1509 nucleotides. Lineage: Eukaryota; Viridiplantae; Streptophyta; Magnoliopsida; Malpighiales; Linaceae. The record is from the annotation of a GenBank genome assembly.
AUGGUCUAUCUUCUUCUCCUGCUCCCACUCUCCAUCACUAUCCUCGCCAUCAUCAUCAUUUCCCGAACCAUCACCGCCUCCGCAACUUCCAGAAAGCCGCCGCUUCCCCCCGGUCCAAAGCCAUGGCCCGUCGUCGGCAACCUCCCUCACCUCGGGAAACAAGCUCACACCUCCCUUCAAACCUUCUCCAACCUCUACGGCCCUCUAAUCUCCCUCCGCCUCGGCUCGCAGCUCCUCGUCGUCGCCUCCUCCCCCGCGGCGGCCGCCGAAAUCUUGAGAACCCACGACCGUCUCCUCUCCGCCAGACACGUGCCCAGGGUGGUUCCUUACGAAAUCGCAGAGCUCGACCGCAAGGCAAUCAUUUGGGCGUCCGACUGCAACGACCACUGGAAGGCCUUCCGCGCAAUGUUCAGGAACCAGAUCUUCUCCACCAAGGCGAUUGAAUCUCAAGCCGCCGUCAGGGAGAGGAAGGUCGAGGAGAUGGUUGACUUCCUCGGUGGGAAAUUAGGGGAAUCGGUUAGAAUCGGCGAAGUGGUGUUUGCCGCUAUGUUCGAUUCGCUGUCGAAUCUCAUCUUCUCCCGAGAUUGCAUUGGGUUCGUGAGAAACGAGACGGCGAAUCGAUUGAGAUCCAUAAUUUGGAGAUUGAUGGAAUUAGGGGCUUCCCCUAAUCUCUCCGAUUUCUUCCCAGCUCUGAAGAAAUUGGAUAUUCAGGGCUUAAGGCGCGACUCAUAUCGCCGUACCAAGCAACUCCACUCCGUUUGGGCGCCAUACGUUAAGGAGAGGAGAGAAAAACGGCGGAAGCGAGAGCGAUCUGAAGCUGCAGAUUUCUUGGAUAUAUUCUUGGAAAAUGGACUCGACGAUGACCAGAUUGACUGGUUGAAUCUCGAAUUGUUCGUCGCCGGGACGGACACUAACACGGCCACAAUAGAAUGGGCGAUGACAGAGCUGAUUCGAAACAGGGGAGCGAUGUACAGGCUGCGGGAGGAGCUGAAGAGGGAAUUAUCGCCACUGGAACCGGGUAAGAUCAGCGAAUCCGCGGUGGCUCGGCUUCCGUACUUGAAUGCAAUCUUGAAGGAGACGCUGAGGCUACACCCGCCGGCGCCUCUGCUGCUGCCGCACCGAGCGCCGGAGACUUGCGAGGUAAUGAAUUACACGGUCCCAGAGGGGACUCAGAUUGCCGUCAACGUGUGGGCGAUAGCGAGGGAUCCCACGGUGUGGGAGGACGAACCGACGUCGUUUAAGCCGGAGAGGUUUAUCGAGUCGAAGGUGGAUUUCAGAGGGCAGGAUUUCGAGCUGCUGCCGUUUAGUGCUGGGAGAAGAAUGUGCCCUGGAAUGCCGUUGGCCGUAAGACAGAUUCCGCUGGUUGUAGCUACUUUGGUUCGGAGCUUCGAUUGGUGUCUUCCUGACGGAGAAGAUCCGACGGAGUUGGAUAUGAGCGAGAAGUUUGGAAUCACGUUGCAGAAGGAACGACCUCUGCUUCUUGUUCCGAGCCGGAGUUCGUUAUUAUGA